This is a messenger RNA of Drosophila novamexicana, 769 nucleotides long. RefSeq lists its product as uncharacterized. Bases 30 to 752 code for a protein of 240 amino acids. NCBI's taxonomy places the organism in Eukaryota, Metazoa, Arthropoda, Insecta, Diptera, Drosophilidae. The transcript has 5 exons. The record is from RefSeq and is a predicted model, not a curated record.
AAAUUAGAUGAAAGUUUUUCAAAAUUAAAAUGGAGGAAACCAAAAUAUAUAAAUUUAUUAAGAGUCUUACCGAAAGAGCGGAGAAAGCCGAGGACCGACGUCGUUUUGUUUUUCGAACUUUUUUGCUGUUCAUCGCAUUUCUGCUGCUUGCCGUACUCCAAUGGAUAGCGAUUACGGCCUUGGCUGGAAACAAAAUUACUGCCCUGGUGUAUAGCCAUGAGUCGGCACUGUUGAUUGUGUUCUUCAUGAGCAUCAUGUUCUUCCUGGUGUUCGCCGUUAGCUCCCAAAUAAGGAAAAUGGCUUGCAUGAACUGGGUCCUUACUCUGCUGGUAAUCGAGGGCCAGAUCUUGGCCAUCGGGCUCCUGGUUGUCAAUACAAAUAUGCUGCGACUGUUGAUUGGCUUUCUAGCUGCCUUGAUAUUCAUAGUUAUGUCUUCGUUAAUUGCUAUAUUUGUAUCGUUUGACCUCACGAAAUAUGCAACAUUAUUGUUCUUGGUGGACUUCCUUUUACUUGUGUUCUGUAUUUAUACUAUCACCUACUUCCUAAUCCUACAUCUGAGUUGGCCCUUUUUCCUGUAUGCUUUUAUCGUCGUGAUGCUGGUGUUGCCCAUUGUGAUGUAUCAUGUGCAAUCGGUUAUGGGUAAUGGCCAAGAGCGGACCGGGCUGAAAGAUGACAAGUUAUCCGCGCUGCUAUUGUUUCACGACUUUCUGGCCCUGUACAUGCUAACAUUUUACUGGCGACCCACUAAAUAAAAGCCAUGUUUCAGACA